Messenger RNA from Manis javanica (Malayan pangolin), 3855 nucleotides. It is a transcript of the gene SLC25A25, whose product is annotated as solute carrier family 25 member 25. Gene Ontology annotation, molecular function: calcium ion binding. Gene Ontology annotation, cellular component: mitochondrial inner membrane. The record is from RefSeq and is a predicted model, not a curated record. Gene Ontology annotation, biological process: transmembrane transport. NCBI's taxonomy places the organism in Eukaryota, Metazoa, Chordata, Mammalia, Pholidota, Manidae.
CUGCUGUGAGGAUCAUUAGUUGAGUGAGGACCGCUGAAUAAUUGGGAGCUCAAAGUUGCUUCUGCCCUCCGGAGAGGUCCGUGGGGCUCCUGCUUAUUCCUUUUUUUAAAGAGUCACGCAUUUGAUCACCGUCCACCUGCAAAAGUGAGUUUUUAUUGAAGAAGCUCCAGCUGCCCUCAUUGUCAGCAACCCGGCAGGGCUCUCAGAACGGGCUACUUCGCAGGCCAGGCAGGACAGCAGGGCUGGCAAAUUUGAGAAAGCAGGAGACAGCCGCUGCAUGCAGAGCUGUCAGCCUUCCUACUCGCUGGGCUAGCCUUUCAAGCAGCUGUGCAGCCGGAGACCCUUGGUACUGUGGUCACGUCCCACCUCAAACGUGAACAGUCACCGUCGGCGACACUGGGAGGAAGCCGUGAUGUUGCGGAUGCCGUGGCAUUUUCUGUCUAGCUUUCUCCCCAGGGCUGGGUGCCAAGGCCCCAGAGAGGGGAACCAUGAUGAAGUCAGAGGCACCCCGGCUCCAGCGGGGGAAGACCAGAUGUCCAGCUCUUUGGGGAAACCAGCUGGAAGGGCUGAGGCCCCGGAAAAGAGACCCACCAUUUUGCUAGUGGUCGGACCUGCAGAGCAGUUUCCUCAGAAAAUUGUACAGGCUGGAGAUAAAGACCUCGAUGGACAGCUAGACUUUGAAGAGUUUGUCCAUUAUCUCCAAGAUCAUGAGAAGAAACUGAGGCUGGUAUUCAAGAGUUUGGAUAAAAAGAACGAUGGACGAAUUGAUGCUCAGGAGAUCAUGCAGUCCCUGCGGGACCUGGGAGUCAAGAUAUCUGAGCAGCAGGCAGAAAAAAUUCUCAAGAGAAUACGCACGGGCCACUUCUGGGGCCCUGUCACCUACAUGGAUAAAAAUGGCACGAUGACCAUCGACUGGAAUGAGUGGAGAGACUAUCACCUCUUGCAUCCUGUGGAGAACAUUCCAGAGAUCAUCCUGUACUGGAAGCAUUCCACGAUCUUUGACAUGGGCGAGAAUCUGACGGUUCCCGAUGAGUUUACGGUGGAGGAGAGGCAGACGGGAAUGUGGUGGAGACACCUCGUGGCUGGAGGUGGGGCAGGGGCUGUAUCUAGAACCUGCACAGCCCCCCUGGACAGACUCAAGGUGCUCAUGCAGGUCCACGCCUCCCGCAGCAACAACAUGUGCAUUGUGGGUGGUUUCACCCAAAUGAUUCGCGAGGGAGGGGCCAAGUCCCUCUGGCGGGGCAACGGCAUUAACGUCCUCAAAAUUGCCCCCGAGUCGGCCAUCAAGUUCAUGGCCUACGAGCAGAUCAAGCGUCUUAUUGGGAGUGACCAGGAGACUCUGAGGAUUCAUGAGAGACUUGUGGCAGGGUCCCUGGCAGGGGCCAUUGCGCAGAGCAGCAUCUACCCAAUGGAGGUUCUGAAGACCCGGAUGGCUCUGCGCAAGACAGGCCAGUACUCGGGCAUGCUGGACUGUGCCAGGAAGAUUCUGGCCAGAGAGGGCGUGGCCGCCUUCUACAAGGGCUAUGUCCCCAACAUGCUGGGGAUCAUCCCCUAUGCCGGGAUAGACCUAGCCGUCUACGAGACACUCAAGAAUGCCUGGCUGCAGCGGUAUGCUGUAAACAGUGCAGACCCCGGCGUGUUUGUGCUCCUGGCCUGUGGCACCAUGUCCAGUACUUGUGGCCAGCUGGCCAGCUACCCACUGGCCCUGGUCAGGACCCGGAUGCAGGCCCAAGCCUCCAUUGAGGGAGCUCCGGAGGUGACCAUGAGCAGCCUCUUCAAACAGAUCCUGCAGACCGAGGGGGCCUUUGGCCUGUACCGGGGGCUGGCCCCCAACUUCAUGAAGGUGAUCCCAGCCGUGAGCAUCAGCUACGUGGUGUAUGAGAACCUGAAGAUCACCUUGGGUGUGCAGUCUCGGUGACGGGCAGGAGGCAGCCCCUCCCAGAGGACUCACUGAUCCUGGGUUGCAGCCCUGGGAUGUGCAGCCGUCUCAUUCUGUGAAUGUGCCAACACUAAGCUGACUUAAGCCAAACUGUGAAAACCCUGGGAUGCACCUGCAAGGGAGAGACAGGAGCUGGCAGGCCCACCAGGUUUGUCCUGCUGGCCCUGGCUGACCCUCAUGUCUGUUCCAGGGAACUCGUGUGAGAAUUCCGCAGUGUCCAUGGGUCAGCAGGACACCGGCUCUUGCACAUAGGGACAGGACGCUUCCCGCAGUGCCUGCCAAAUAGCAGGGCCUGGAGGCCAGCUUAGUACUUCCAUCUCCUGGCAGCCAGACCAUCGGCCACAGGCCUCCGGCCCCUGGCCUGCUGGAAGUCUUCCCCAGGCCCACUCUGCUUCCUUCCACGCUGCUAUUUAAUAUGGUAGGAGGAGGGCUACCAGCUUACUCCCCAGGCACCUCCUCGCACCUCUCCCUCAACUCGUGCGUGCGGGCAGGUGUUUCCCUGACCUCACCACCCCAGCUUCCCAACCCUCAGCGUUGCCUCUGGCUAGGUUAUGCAGGGAAGAGGGAGGAGCCUGGCUUAUGUGCACACCCUCAUCUGAGCCGUGCUGUUGGCUUCCAAGCUCGCCAACAGAUGGGUGCCCAGAUGUGCUUGUGCCCUCAGGGGCAAGGCCAAGCCGCACCGUUGGAGUCCUGGUGCAUGGCUUUACCGUAGGCAAGUGCUGGGUCCUGGGACCCAAAGGGCCUCUGCCUCCGCUGCUGGGGUCUCAUGAUACUCUGAGCUGGCACUGGACUCUGUCCAGACUGGCACCAGUUCAGAACCAGCUCUCUGUCCCCACUCUGGCAUGAGGGCAAUGGGGCAGCAAUGGGGAGGGCCGUUUCUGCGAUAUGUCUGUGCCCCGGUGAUAAAAGAAAAAGGUGUUAAAGGCCUUAAUUAUGUUUUGUUGGGAAAAGGGUUUUUUUGUUCAGAAAGGAAAGCUGGACAAAUGUGUAAGUUCUGGGCUUCCGGAGGGAAGAUGGAGGGAACCAGGUAGCUUAGCUGACUGCAUUAAAGUCUGUUUCUGAUGCCUCCGGGGAUGCAUGUCCACUCCCGACGGGGGGUGAAAUGGGACCAGCCUCACAUUCCACUGAUGCAGAGGAUCACACUGCUUGGAGCCUAUUUAUUUUGUAUUUAUUUGAACAGAGUUAUGUCCUAACUAUUUUUAUAGAUCUGUUUAAUUAAUAGCCUGUCAUUUUCAAGUUCAUUUUUUAUUCAUAUUUAUGUUCAUGGUUGAUUAUACCUUCCCAACACCCUCAGGGUGGGGCGAGGAGAGGAAGGAGGGGCCAGGGGAGUGACCUUCCUACCCCUGGCCGCAUUGACGUCACAUCUGUCCAAAGAAAUUCCUCUCGGAACUGGCGACAGAAGAAAGGCCAGCAGGGAAGGGGAGGUCCCCCGAUAAUGGAGACAUGUCCUUGGGCAGGAUAGGGCACCGCUUGCACCCAGGAAGCCUUAGAAUCUGAGGGUUUGAAUGGGGCAAGAGUGGCAAAAAUCUCAAUUCUGUUGAAGACAGAAGUCCAAAUCAUUACUGGGAGGAUCUCUUUAUUUCACCCUUCAGAUGACGAGGCAGUGAGGUACCCAUAGCUGUGAGUUUGGGGUCGGUGGGUAGAGGAGGGGCAGCCAGCUCCCCACCUGUGAGGUGGGCUCCCUCCCUCCCAGGCCCCCCACUGCCCCUGCUCAGCAACCUGAUCAACUUCCACGUCGCAGUUCACUCCAUUCCACCAGAUUGGCCCAAUGAGGACAAUUUAAAAAGGAUGCAAAGAUCAAUGCAAAAAAUUAUUGUUCUAUAUAAGUAUAGUUAUAACGAAUUUGUGAGAAAGCAAAUUAAGAAUUGGAAGUUGUCACUUAAAAGAGCCUUCUAAUAAAGUUGUUUUAAAGUUGA